Messenger RNA from Hansenula ciferrii, 1284 nucleotides. It is a transcript of the gene RVS167, whose product is annotated as amphiphysin. The transcript has a single exon. The record is from RefSeq and is a predicted model, not a curated record. Gene Ontology annotation, biological process: endocytosis; actin cortical patch localization; plasma membrane tubulation. Gene Ontology annotation, molecular function: lipid binding; protein binding. Bases 1 to 1284 code for a protein of 427 amino acids. Gene Ontology annotation, cellular component: actin cortical patch; mating projection tip; Rvs161p-Rvs167p complex. Lineage: Eukaryota; Fungi; Ascomycota; Saccharomycetes; Phaffomycetales; Wickerhamomycetaceae.
AUGGGUACAACAACAUCAGAUGCAGUUUAUGAAGAUGCAGAAAGAAGAUUUAAAGAAAUUGAAAUUGAAACAAAAAAAUUAAGUGAUGAAUCAAAAAAAUAUUUCAAUGCAGUUAAUGGUAUGUUAACUCAUCAAAUUGGAUUUUCCAAGGCAAUGGAAGAAAUUUUUAAACCAAUUAGUGGGAAAUUAUCUGAUCCAAAUUCAACAAUUCCAGAAGAUAAUCCAGAUGGGAUUGAAGCUUCAGAACAAUAUAGAGAAGUUGUUGGAGAAUUACAAAGUACAUUAAAACCUGAUUUAGAAUUAAUUGAUUCCAAAAUUGUUAAACCUGCUCAAGAAUUAUUAAAAAUUAUUCAAAUGAUUAGAAAAAUGUCUACAAAGAGAGCUCAUAAACAAUUAGAUUUAGAUAGACAUUUAAAUAAUUAUAAUAAAAUUGAAGCUAAAAAGGAAAAAACUCCAAAAGAUGAAGAAAAAUUAUAUAAAGCUGAAGCAGAUGUUCAAAUUGCACAAGAAGAAUAUGAUUAUUAUAAUAAUAUGUUGAAAGAAGAAUUACCAAUUUUAUUUCAAUUAGAAGCACAAUUUGUUCAACCAUUAUUUGUUUCAUUUUAUUUUAUGCAAUUAAAUAUUUUUUAUACAUUAUAUAAUAAAUUUGAAGAUAUGAAGAUUCCAUAUUUUGAUUUAAAUUCAGAUAUUGAAGAAUCUUUUAAUUUAAAAAGAGGUGAUAUUGAAGAACAAGUUUCAUCAAUUGGUAUAACACAUUUUAAAGUUGGUCAUGCAAGAGCUAAAUUAGAAUUAACCAAAAGACGUUAUGGUAAAGCUGAAGAAGCUGGUGUAGUUGGACCAAAUGGUACACCAAUUUCAUCACCAACAGGUUCAAAUGCAGGAUUACCAGCUUAUACACCACCAACAUCAGGUACACCAGGUUAUACAGCACAAGGUUAUCCAGAUGAAAAGGCACAAUAUGCCUCACAAUCAGCUUAUGGAACACCAACAGGUCAAUAUGCAAGUCCAUAUGGUCAACAACAACAACCACAACAAGCAUAUUCAGCACCACCAGCACAAACAUUAGCAUCACCACCACCUAGUGGGAUAUCACCUCCAGUACCACAAGGUGAAACAUGUACAGCGUUAUAUGAUUAUGCAGCACAAGCUGAAGGAGAUUUAAGUUUUAGUGCAGGUAGUGUUAUAACUAUAGUUCAAAGAACUCAAGAUAGUAAUGGAUGGUGGACUGGUUCAGUUAAUGGACAAACUGGUGUUUUCCCAGGUAAUUAUGUUCAAUUGAAUUGA